AUGGAAAUAGAGCAAGAUAAUAUAAUUAAUUCUGUUAUUAAAUUGAUAAAGUAAAGCGAGAUUAAAGAAGCUAUAAAAUAUCUAUUAUAAAUAGAAUAGGUCAACUAAAACGAUUUAGAAAGCUUCUUAGAUAGCCAAAUAUUAAUCCCAAUUUUUUCGUAUUAUAUAUAAAAGGAUGAUAUCUUAGAUAAACAUGAUAGAGAAGAUCAAAUAUAAUAGUAUUACAGUCUUCUCUCUUUAAUAGAUAGAUUAAUAUUGAUAGAUGAUUAGAGAAUAAACCGCAUAAUUAUGAAAUGCAAUAUCAAAGAGUUAAUGAGCAAACUAGUUGCAAUAAAGGAUCCUAAUUUUAGUGUUAGUGUAUUUUCUUCAUUAUCAUAAUUAGCUAAAUAAACGCCUGAGCUAUUUUCUACAUAAUUUAUCUAUUAACUUUAGCGCUCUUUACUUGAAAAAUGUUCAAACUCUUCCUAAAGACUAGAAUACUUCUUUUAUAUCUUUUAUAAUUUAAAAGAUCAAUCUCCUAAGUACAAAAUAGAUGCUUAUUUCUAUACUAAUUUCUUAAAAAUGUAAUUUCAAAGCAUCAAGUUGACUAAACAAAGUAUAAAGUAUGUAUUGUCAACGUUAUAGCACUUACUCAAAGAAUAAGAAAAUUCUGAAAGUAAUACAUUUAAAAAUAUUUUUGAAGUUGUUGCAGGAUUUAUGUUUCCCAGAUUAUCACUUGACUAUAAUAUUUGCAAUGCUAAUUUUGAAGAAUGCGACUAAAACAUUUAAUUUGAAUUCUUUUAGUUAAUAAAAUUAUUUAUGAUUUACUGUCAAAACUCUGCUACUCUAUUUAUCUCUAAAAACAUUUCUGAAAUCCGAAAUGUAAUUACUGAUAUAAAAAUUAAAAAUUAAUCAAUCGCUAACGUUUGCCUAGUGUUAGAAUUAAUAAAUGAAGCAAUUAGCAGUCAAAAUGAAUACUCUCUUCUGAUUAUUGAUAACUUACUGAGUUGGGAAAAAUUCUAAAAUGUUUUAGACGACUUAACAUUUUAGAAUAAGAAGGAUUAAAAAGAUGAAUUUAUAAUAAGAAAAAUAAAAUAAGUUAUUUGUGACAUUUUAGUAAAUAUGCUAAAUAAAAGUUAGGAACAUAUCAUAGAUUAUUUUAUAAAUGAAUUUCUAAUCGGAUAGCUUGUUGAUUUGUCUACUUAUCUAGAUAGCAAACGUAGACAAACAGGUAUAGAGGCAUUAGUAAAAGUACUCACUUACUUAAUGCAUCAAUAACCAGAAAAAUUUAUAAUUGAUUUAAAUAAUUAAGAAAAAAAUUAAGAUAAAAGCGAUUUAGAUUACUUAUUUCCUCAGUACAAAAGUGGCAAAAUUAUUUUAAAUUCAUUGGCAGAUUUGUUUGAAAUGACAUAAUUGCCUUACGAUGCAAAUAAAGUUAUCCCAUCAUAUUAUUUCGAAAUGCAGAAAUUGUCAAACAAAGUAAAAAAUAAACUUUAUAAGAAAUUUGGAGAUAAAUUACCUAAAUCCCUAAGAGGAUAAGUAAAUUAAUAUAAUUAAAGUAACAAUUAAAAACUUAAGAAAGUUAAUAUUUAAGAAAACUAAGACGAAUGGGAGGAUGUUUCAGAAGAUAGCUAAGAAGCAAUUAACAAUCUUCAUGCAAUUAUAGUUGAUUAGUUUAAUUUACAAACAAAGUAAUCAGAUGAAAGUUAUGAAGAGUGA
Messenger RNA from Tetrahymena thermophila SB210, 1698 nucleotides. RefSeq lists its product as hypothetical. The record is from RefSeq and is a predicted model, not a curated record. Lineage: Eukaryota; Ciliophora; Oligohymenophorea; Hymenostomatida; Tetrahymenidae. The transcript has a single exon.